UUUGUGCUUACAGAGAGUGCGUGUGUUUUUGGUGGUGUCAAGUUUGACAGGUGGUUGCGUUUGGCGUUUGGGGGGUGGAGAGGACAGCCAGCACGUUGCAGACACACAACGAUGGAGCACAGAGAAGGUGGUGGUGCUAGGGUACUUGGUGGGGAUGCUGGCGAGCUGGAACAGCAGUGUAGGAGGGUCAUCAUUCACAUUGACUUGGACUGCUUCUACGCUCAGGUGGAGAUGGUGGCUCAGCCGGAGCUGUGCCAGAAGCCCGUGGGCAUCCAGCAAAAGACCAUCCUGGCCACCAGCAACUACAUUGCUAGACAACGAGGGGUUGGUAAGAUGGACUCCAUCCGCCACGCAAAGCAAGUGUGCCCGGACAUCACCAUCAUCAAGGGUGAGAUCCUCACGCCAUUUCGCCUUGCCUCGGAGGCCAUCUUCACUUUGCUCAAGGCAAUGCUACCUCGGGUCCCCGUGCAGCGCCUUGGCUUAGACGAGUUCUUCCUCGACAUCACCGACGUUGUCACAGGCGCAACCUCUUGCACUUGCAUGAAACUUGCGUCGACGAAUACACCCGGCAGCGAGUGGACGUGCAGCUGUCCGUAUGCGCAGCUGUGGAGCGGGCCUCACCCGGAACGACGGCUACAGCCAGAUGACACCGAUCUCUCACCGUGCACACGCCCGCUCGUUGCUGCCGCGUGUGAAGAUGCUCAUGGACAUGUGCGCCUCGCCCAGAGCGUCGUACCGUGCCUCCCUGUACGCGGGGGCGGGCUCUCCUGGUACGGUCACGUGAAGGGGGUCGCACUGUCAAGCGGCCGAUUCCGGCGCACGCCACCAGCGCCUGCAGCGAAACUGUCGAGCAGCGGCAACACUGCAAACACAAACCUAUCCACAGAGGUAUUGGCGGCCACAACUGCAACUACCACCACUACCACUACCACAGCUGCAACCACUUCCACCACCAGCAGCACUACGCCAACUGCACCUGCUAUCACUGCCCAAGAGGAACAGCUUGGACAAGCAGACGUGCGGUUGCUUGCCAUCGGAACACAUGUUGCUGCUCGCCUGAGACGGCUCAUCUUCAUGCGUCUUGGAUUUACAUCGUGCGCUGGCAUCGGCCACAACAAGGCGGUAGCAAAGGUGGCAGGGGAGCUGAACAAGCCCAACCAGCAGACCUGUGUGCUGCCAUGGAUGGCGACUGCCGUGUUCGACGCCCACGGUAUCCGCAAGAUUCCUGGCAUUGGUCGAGCCAUGCGACGAAAGUUGGAAAGCGCGAAUAUCACAACACUCCAACACAUCCGCGCAUCGCCGCACGCCGCACUGGCGGCAGUUCUCGGUGAUAAAGAGGCCAGAAUCGCCACAAACCUGGCGCGAGGCAUCGACACAUCCCGCGUGACAAUGACGGGAAAGCCGAAAUCGCUUUCGAACGAGGACAACAUUGGCCGCUGCACAGAUGUAACAUCUGUUGUCGUGCGCUUGGAGCCGCUCGUUGCACUCUUGCUCACCCGUGUGGAUGAGGAUUUCCGGCUGUACAACCGGUACCCCUCAACCCUCCGCUUCAGCAUCUGCGGCAAACGGUACCACGAUCGCCACAGCCGACAGCGUGAUGUGGCACCGUCCGUGUUUCAAAUGGAGGACAAGGCUGCGCGCGCGCAACGCGUCGUGGACAUGUGUAUGCAGCUACUGUGGCGCAUGGUGAAGAAGCCGCUUGUAAUCAGCGUCAUCAACGUUGCUGCGACCAACUUUGUUCCCUACGGCAGCAGCACAUCCCUGCCUGCGCUCCUGCAGCGAGCGAGCGAAAACGCGCACGAGCAGCGAGGUGCGCGAGAAGCAGACGUGAAGCGGGCAAAGGUUAUGCAGGAUAACACGCAGUUAGAGUCAGAUACAUUUACAACAGCAGCUGUUGUGGCGGCAGAUCAUGAUGCUGACUCGUUUCAGUGCGAUGUGUGCGGCGCCAUCUUGCCACUCUUCUGCCUCGCCGCCCACACGCAAUUCCACAGCAUGGAGGCACAGGAUGCCGAAAACACUGACGCGCCAUAA
Messenger RNA from Salpingoeca rosetta, 2031 nucleotides. RefSeq lists its product as uncharacterized. Gene Ontology annotation, molecular function: DNA-directed DNA polymerase activity; damaged DNA binding. The transcript is spliced from 11 exons. Lineage: Eukaryota; Choanoflagellata; Craspedida; Salpingoecidae. The record is from RefSeq and is a predicted model, not a curated record. Bases 112 to 2031 code for a protein of 639 amino acids. Gene Ontology annotation, biological process: translesion synthesis.